Achroia grisella is the source of this 2572-nucleotide messenger RNA. RefSeq lists its product as uncharacterized. Gene Ontology annotation, biological process: nuclear migration along microtubule. Lineage: Eukaryota; Metazoa; Arthropoda; Insecta; Lepidoptera; Pyralidae. The coding region runs from base 79 to 2133 and encodes 684 amino acids. Gene Ontology annotation, cellular component: nuclear membrane. The record is from RefSeq and is a predicted model, not a curated record. The transcript has 5 exons. Gene Ontology annotation, molecular function: lamin binding; actin filament binding.
UAGGUUUUGGCGUGUCUUUUUAGGUUAAGCAAAAUAAAAUAUGAAUUUUAUCAUAAACUUGAAUUAACUUUUAGAAAUAUGAAAUUUAUCCAUAAUAUGGAAUCAGUAUUGAUACUAUUAAUAACUGUUUUGUGCAGUAUACUUGUAUUCAAACUAUUUUCCAAAUUAAGGUCAUCAGUGCCAUGGCCUGUAAAUUGUUGGUUUUGCAACAAUGACUUUUGGGUAAAAUAUAUGCUUCGUAACUCUUGGACUUGCCCAAAAUGUGAACAGUAUAAUGGAUUCACUAAGGAUGGUGAUUACAAUAAACCUAUAAUUUCAACAAAUGACCAAAUAUUCAGUAUGCCAAAAGUAUUUCAACAAAGUCCAUCCAAAAAUGGUCUCUGUAAGAUGUGCAACAUAAACCAGCAGUUGAAAGUGGCACAGCUUGCCAGUUUUGUGCCAAUAAAUGAGAAGAAAUUUGAUGAAGAAAUAGAUACAUAUAGGACACAACUAGAUAAAGCCUACAAAUUAUGCAGCCCAUGCAAAAGAGUCCUCCAUACAAAACUCUACAAAGAGAAAGAAACUCUUCUUGCCACCAAAUUAUUGGAGACAAGGUCAUUAGAUAAGAGGAAUCAACAAAUAGACACACACCAUCAAAUUCUCAAGAGCUCUAUAAAUAAUAUUGCAAUGUUAAUCGCAAUCAUACUUGUUUUUGUUGUGACUGUAGAGUUACAUACAAAUAUAAUGAAAGACAAGAAUUUGUAUAUGUCUGUGACAAAUAUAAAAGAAAUAACAUGUGGUCUUCUAGAAAGAAUAGCUUCUAUUGCAAGGAUGAAGACAGUGAUGGCAUUUCCAUCAUUAGAAAACUACUUCAUUGACUUAGAUUAUACAUUCUUUUCUGUAGAGAGAUGGCCAAAAAUAUUAUAUUUUAAGAUUAGUAACUUGGAUAAUUUUACAAUAUUGACACAGAAAAUAUUGGGUGGCUUUGUAUGUGUGAUUCAAAUAAUGGGGCAUGUUUGGAAUGUAAACAAACAAAAGCAUAUAAUUUUAAUUGACUUAUUAUGGUCAGUGUUUGUACUGACUGCUUUAGCACACCAUUCCACUGCCAUAGAUCCAGUUAUAAUGAGUAUAAUUAAGUUGUCAAGCAUUUUGCUUGUAAUGUUAGGGUACAUGAAAAUGAAAACUAAGGCUGCAACAAUUAUAAAAAGUCAUGAAACACCAAAGAGAAUGAAGAACCUUGUGAAUGGUUCAACUAAUCUGUUACUGGAUGAUGAAGAUACUCUUUCGUUUGGUACUGACGAUGAUGUGUCAUUGAGUAAAUUUGGUUUACAUAAUUUAACAGAUUCUUCCAAUGAUACUCUAAGUCCACUAAGCAGUAGCUAUAAGAAUGGUAAAUCAUUCACACCAAGAACUGACAGUGUCUGGACUAAACCCAAACAUAAUUCUACAUUCUGCAUUAACCCUGUUCUCACUAAGAGUCCCAGUUCAGUUUCUGAAACUGUUACGAUUCAACCUUCAUUCAAUAAAUAUCAGAAGUUAGUGAAAGAUGAUUCAGACUCGGAUUUAGAUGAAAGCAUAAGUUCUUUGUGCAUAGGCAGCCCAAAGAAACCAAUGAAAAAUAAUCCUAUUUUUUCUCUCAGGAAAUUCAAUCCUACUCCCACUUUUAUCACUCCAACGCCAUUGAAUCGUUCAAGACCUCUUAUUUCGCCCAGUAAGCUGGGUCAUAGUACUUCAUGGGUUGCAGGAGGGUAUUGGGGAUCUGAAGGAGAACGGCAGAUAUUAAAUGUAAACGGGAGUCGCUCCUCCAGUCAAAGUUCGGGGUUUGAAUCUCAGACGUCUAGUAUGAAUCAGCGGAAUGUUUUCUCGCAACCGUCAUCGCGGGAAGAAUCUAUUUGUGGUGAACCCAUGGUCAUAGACAAUCAAGUUCCCAGCUUUAAUAAUUUUCAAACUCCACAAAAUUUUAGUCGUGUUAAUUCGCCAGUGUUUCCACAAAUGCAGUACAAUGGCCAUGUGCAUAUACCUCAACCAAGAUUUGCUCAACCGAACUUUAUGUCACCAACUGUAUUUACUCAACAGCAGCACACGCCUAACAGUAUAUUUAAAACCCCUGGGCUGAUUAAGUUGCCUCAAGUGAAUUCGUUCGGAUCUCAUUAAGCACACUAGUCAGCCUCAACAUUCUUAUAAAUGAUCUAGACAUUAUAUUUUUUGCCAUCUUUUUUCGCUUCGAUAUUAGUUUUUUUUCUUUUGUUAAAGGUUCCAUGAACUGCCAUUAUAUUAAGGUAUUUGUUAAGUUAUCAAGUAGUAUUUAAGUGGUUGUAAGUCGUAAUGUUUGAGACUAAACUUAGCGUUAAGACUAUUUGCUGAUCUCGUGUUGAAGCCAGGUGUCGGCUAUGUGAAAGCAUUAAGAAUUGUUACAAUUUUUUAUACGGACGUCACUGUCCUCUUGUCGAACAAAAUGUGAUAUUAUAAAGACUCGUAAUUUUUGCAAAAAGUGAAGAGAAAAUGAUUCUUGAUGUUAUCAUUGUUUUGAUUUUGUCAUUUUAAAUCGGAAACUUUUUGUGAAGCUCCUGCAAUAAAAGUGUAAAAACCUACA